AUGGGAGAAGUGAAUUUUGUGCAAGCAGAAGAUGCAAGACUGGAGACUACCCGGGCGAGAUUUUCAAAUGUCCUUAGAAGGCAUGGAGCACUAACAGAGCGCCUUUCUAGGGACUCUGACAAGAUGGUUUUUGAGCGCUUGCAAAGGGAAUUUGAAGCUGCCCGUGCUUCUCAAACUCAAGAAAUAUGGUUAGAUGGUGAGCAAUGGAAUGAUGGUUUAUUAGCUACCGUAAGGGAGCGGGUUCACAUGGAGGCUGAAAGAAAGGCAUCACAACUGUCAGGGGAUACAACUGCAUUGCCAGCAUUUCCUCAUGAAAAGAUAACUUACAGAGUUGGAAAUAAGACGAUUUGCUGUUUGGAAGGAGCCAGGAUUGGCAUUCAAUAUGAGACAUCAUUUGCAGGAGAACCUUGCGACCUCUACCAUUGUGUGCUUGAAAGCAAGUCAUUUCUUGAGAAAAUGACUCUUCUUGAACAUACAGUUCCAUUUUUCUUGCCAAUACGUGAAGCUGAAAAUGAUUUUCUCUCUUCAAAUGCAAUGAAAUUCAUAGACCACGUGGGAGAUUUAUUACAGGCUUUUGUUGAUAGACGGGAGCAGGUUCGUCUUAUAAAGGAACUUUAUGGAAAUCAAGUUGGAGAACUUUAUAACAGUCUUCCGUAUCAUAUGGUUGAAUUUGUGCUUGAUGAUUUUGAUUGCAAGGUUACAUUGAGUCUCAAGUACGCAGAUCUUCUGUCCAUAGUUCCUACAGAGGUCAGUGUCCUUGCAUGGCCGAUGCAUCAAUCAAAGAAAUCGAUCAGUGCUGUAACAACAAACAGGAAGGAAAACGAAGUAAUAGGAGGUCAACCUAUUCCUACUCGUUUGUCAUAUGCAGAGGAUGCAUUACGAACAAUGAGUUUACCUGAAGCAUAUGCGGAGAUUGUUUUGAACUUGCCCCAGAUUCUUAAAGAAAUAUACACACCACAAUAG
This is a messenger RNA of Fraxinus pennsylvanica, 963 nucleotides long. The record is from the annotation of a GenBank genome assembly. Lineage: Eukaryota; Viridiplantae; Streptophyta; Magnoliopsida; Lamiales; Oleaceae.